Molecule: messenger RNA, 1685 nt
Organism: Lactuca saligna
Lineage: Eukaryota; Viridiplantae; Streptophyta; Magnoliopsida; Asterales; Asteraceae
Source: the annotation of a GenBank genome assembly
AAAGGAAAAAAAAAAAAAGGAAAGACACCCUCCACUGCAUUAAGAUUGUUACGUGUGUGCGUAUCCACCUAAACAUAAACUCAACUUGGCGUCCAAGCAACCCUAAUUCUUUAUUCUUUAUGUCUACAAAAUACCCAUUUCAUUCCUCCUCGCCAAAUAAAUAAUCAACAAAAGAAACCCAUAAAGUCUCCAUUUUAUUAUCUCUCUAUAUAUAUAUCCAAAAAUUCUUGAAGGUGUUUCUUGAUGCAAAAUUGAGGCUCAUAGAAGAAAAAAGUAAUAAAGAGGGAUUCUAUUCUUUACCGAUAUCAAGAAACGACACCAGGUUCGAGUCUCGCCCAUCCUUUAAUGGAUUAAUUGAAAGUAUAAAAAGUGGAAGAAGAACAUACCCACAAGAAGCUAGAGUUGAUUCACAAGUCUUGUAUUUAAAAAGUGAAAGAAUUUGCUUUCUUGUGGCUCUUUAAAUUAUUAUUUACCCAAUUUGGAAUGAGCAUGAUAUCAGACGAAAACAAUAAACAUGACAUGGUGUAAUGAUGAAAGCAGUACCCUCCAAAAUCUCUCAACUUCUUCAACAGAAAGAAGCACCAUUCAAUCAAGAAAUCCCAAUAUCAUCACAAGUUCUUGCCCUUCUUGUGGACAUACGAUCCAAUUUAAGGCUAAGGGGCUGAUUCCAGAUUUGCCUGGAUUACCAGCGGGAGUGAAGUUUGACCCAACAGAUCAAGAAAUUAUUGAGCAUUUAAAGGCUAAGGUUGGGUGUGAUACAAAUGAGCUUCACCCCCUUAUUGAUGAAUUCAUUCCAACAAUUGAAGGCGAAACUGGGAUUUGUUAUACUCAUCCUGAGAAAUUACCUGGAGUAAGCAAUGAUGGCCAAAUUCGCCAUUUCUUUCAUCGUCCUUCAAAAGCAUACACUACUGGCACACGAAAGAGAAGAAAGGUACAUAUGGACGCUGAAAGGGGCGAAACAAGGUGGCACAAAACAGGUAAGACCAGGCCAGUCUUAAUUUCAGGUUCAGUUGAAGGGUACAAAAAGAUACUCGUGCUUUAUACAAAUUAUGGAAGGCAAAAGAAACCAGAGAAAACGAAUUGGGUGAUGCACCAAUACCACCUUGGUAACAAUGAGGAAGAGAAAGAUGGUGAGAUAGUUCUCUCAAAAGUGUUCUAUCAAACACAACCAAGGAAUUGUGCGUCGAACCUUAAGGAGUCCUCGUUACUUGAUGAGAAAACUGAAAGAAACCCUAAUGUUAGGAACAUGAGCUUCAUUGAAAACUAUAGCAUUUCACCUUUCAUACCAUAUGACAUUAAUCGAAGGCAACUCAGUAGGGAAAUUCCUUCUCACGUCAUCCCUAAUUUUGUUCUACAAGAUGAUACAUCACCUUUUAUUCAUCUACCAACUGGAUCAAACAAAGAAUAAGAGAUUAUAGGUAAAAAUAUAUAUAUUGAUUCUUUCCUAGUAUCCAAACAAGUUAACUUUUGAAAGUCUCAUAAAGACCUCAUUUAUUUUUGGGGAUUCAAAUUUCAAGUUCAUAAGAAUGUAUAAAUUUUACUGCAUAAGUUACACUAUUGUAGUCAUUUUGAAUUACGAGAGAGACAAGAAGAUGGCUCUUUAAUAAUAGGGUUUAUAUAAUUUUGGUUUUAAGAUUUAUAUAAUUAAAAUUAAUAUUGUUACUAAAAAACAUAUAUGAUCGAAG